This is a messenger RNA of Closterium sp. Yama58-4, 1206 nucleotides long. Lineage: Eukaryota; Viridiplantae; Streptophyta; Zygnematophyceae; Desmidiales; Closteriaceae. The record is from the annotation of a GenBank genome assembly.
AUGUGGUGGCUCGAUGGGACUCAAUGUAGUGGCCUGCUAAUACCUACGGUAUUCCCAUGUGGGUUCAUGGAGCACUUGGUAACGAAUUUUAGACUCAAUACCGGGGAUGAGAUCCCUGCUGUGGGUUUGGGAACAUGGAAGAUUGCACCUGAAGAUGCUGAUGUUGCUGUGUCUGCUGCUCUGGAGGCUGGUUAUCGUCACUUUGACUGCGCUCCAAAGUACAACAACGAACCUGAGAUCGGGAGAGCAUUGGAGGAUGGCAUGGCAAGGAUGGGAAUUGACCGCAAAGACCUCUUCAUAACCUCCAAGCUCUGGCCUACAGAAUUCUCCCCUCCUGACGUUCUCCCAGCGCUGCAAAGGACUCUUCAGGACCUCCGGCUCUCCUAUCUGGACCUCUUUCUCCUUCAUAUACCAGUGCAAAUGGCCAAGCCUUGGCACUCCCCUCCUCAGAGGGAGGACAGGGUGCUGACGUGGCAGGUGGCUGCCACGUGGCAGCAGAUGGAGGCAGCAGUGGAGCAGGGACUAGUGCGCGCAAUCGGCGUCUCCAAUUGGUCGGUGACGAGGCUGAAGCAGCUGCUGAGCUGGCGGCCUGUGCACGUGCCAGCUGUCAACCAGGUGGAGGCGCAUCCUCACUGGCGACAAGAUGCUCUGCUGGCGUUUUGCAAGGAAAAAGGGAUACACGUGUCGGUGAGUGGUGGAACACGUUUGCACACAGAGAUUUCUGUCAUGCCUGCCCUUCCUUCCUGCUUCCACCAGGCCUAUGCACCUCUCGGUUCCAGGGAUCGGCCUGUGUUUGACGAGUCUCUCAUGCCUCCUGUGCUGCUAGACCAUCCCCUGAUCAAAGAGGUGGCUAAUACUUUGCACCAGACUCCAGCGCAAGUGGCGCUGCGGUGGGGCAUACAGAGGGGGAUGAGCGUUCUGCCUAAGAGCAGCAACCCAUGGCACAUCAAGGAGAACAUUGGCCUCUUCGACUGGUGCAUACCUCCAAUGGACUUCCACGCACUCUCCCUCAUAGAACCCCAGGUUCGAAUACUGGACUAUUAUGGCUACUGGGUCGGCGAAGGCCGGCCCUUUCUGGAGCCUGAGGAGCUUUGGAACGAUGAGGCGGACAAAGCGGGAGAGGGGCACAAAGUGGAUGAAGGGGAUGAGAUAGCUUUUAACAAAAAGGGAGGGGGCAGGAAUGGCAAUGAUGAGUGGGAGGAGUGA